Molecule: messenger RNA, 4799 nt
Organism: Monodelphis domestica (gray short-tailed opossum)
Lineage: Eukaryota; Metazoa; Chordata; Mammalia; Didelphimorphia; Didelphidae
Gene: GRPEL2
Product: GrpE like 2, mitochondrial
Biological process (GO): protein folding; protein import into mitochondrial matrix
Cellular component (GO): PAM complex, Tim23 associated import motor
Molecular function (GO): protein homodimerization activity; adenyl-nucleotide exchange factor activity; protein-folding chaperone binding
Source: RefSeq, a predicted model, not a curated record
CCUUCCGAUAGCCCGGAGUUGCCAUGGGAGUUAGUCCUUGAACGAGUUGGAGCUUGGGGCCCUCACCUGUAGGAGCCGCAAGGAUUACUGGGACUUGUAGUUCUUGCUUCUGGUGUCUUGGACGAGGGCGCCUCUUUCUCUUCGACUUCAGUCGGCAAGACGGCGGAACAUGGCUGGACGCUGGUUUCUGGCGGCCACGCGGACCCUGCAGCGAUUUGCGGGCCCAGGCGCCACGGGCCGGGACAGAGGCUGGACACUUGCCUUCAGCAUGGCUGCCCAGAGUAGUGAGGGAGAGGCAUAUGGCUCUACUGACCCUUCUGGUGAGUCAGGCCCCUUAUCAGCUGAAGAAGCCCUGGAACACAAAGCACUUCGACUGCAGGAGGAAGUCCGGGAUUUAACUGAAAGAUACCAGAAAGCUCUGGCUGAUUCUGAACAUGUACGGAGGCGUACACAGAAAUUUGUGGAAGAUGCCAAGAUAUUUGGGAUCCAGAGUUUCUGCAAAGACUUGGUGGAGAUUGCAGAUAUCUUAGAGAAGGCUACCGCUGGGGAAACAGAGGCAGGCGACCAAAAGACAACGCUCAAGAAGGUCUUUGAAGGACUCUCUCUUCUCCAGGCUAAGUUGCAGAAUGUGUUUGCUAAGCAUGGUCUGCAGAAAAUGACCCCUAUCGGUGACAAGUAUGACCCUUAUGACCAUGAGAUUGUUUGUCACAUACCAGCUGAUGGAGUGCAGCCAGGCACAGUGACACUUGUUACCCAAAAUGGCUAUAAACUUCACGGUAGAACCAUCAGACCUGCCCAAGUAGGUGUGGCUGUUGAGACACAGGAAUGAUAGGACCUGGGACCUGGGUAAACUAAUAUUCUUCCUUCUUGCACAGAACAAAGCCCCAUGGGUUUCCUUUAUUUAUUACACAGAUUUGUAUUAUAAUUAGUAUAUUUUACUUGAUCUAUUUUGAAUUUAAUCUAUGUAAUGGAAAAAAUUUUUGAUUUGUAUUGAGAAUCAGAAGACAUGCAUUUCAUUUCAGUUCUGACAUAGAAAAGCUCUGUGACAAUGGUGAGUCAUUACUUCUAAGCUAUAAAAUGAGGGGUUUGCACUAAACAAUUUCUAAGGUACCUUGCAACUUUAAUUCUGUGUUCAUAUGGAUAUAAGUUCAAUAUUAUGACAUUUAGUUGCUUUAAUGUAACCUUCACUUUGACUUCAUCAGAAGCCCUGUCAUUGGCUUUCUUUAAAAUAUAUGUUCGAGAAAGUUUAUUUAUUAAUAAUGGUACACUGAUGUCUCCAUGUGGCAAGACAGAAGAAAAUGUAAUAUGGUGUAUGCUUGUAACUGAAUUUAAUUCUGUGAGGCAUCCCACUCCUACUCUUUCCCACUUCCUUAUAUUCCUUAAUAUCAAUUCAAUAUUACCGUAAUGGGAAGUUACUGGGCCAGGAAUAUGCAGGCAUGUGUUGGUUUUAUAUGAUAUGUGACCUUGCACAAGUUUUCUCUCUGGGCCUCAUCUAUGCUUGUAGUUGCAUAUUGUAUUCUUGGCUCUGCUUAUUUCACCCUGUAUCAGUUCGCAUAGCUCAUUUCAUGCUUCUUUAUUUAUCACAGACAUAAUUUCUUUCAGCACAAUACUAUUCCAUUACAUUCAUGUACCACAGUUUGUUUAGCCAUUCCCCAUUCAUUGGGAAUCUACUUUGUUUCCAUUUCUUUGUUAUUGCAAAAAAUACUGCUAUCCAUAUUUUGGUGUAUAUGAAGACUUUCAAAUUGUUUUCCAAAAAUGAAAUUUUCACAGUUCCAUCAACAAUGUAUCAAUGUGCCUACUAUUCCACAACCCCUCUAAGAUUGACUUUUGCCAUUUUUUGCCAUCUUUGCAAGUUUAAAGGAUAUAAGGUGAAACCUCAGGCCAAUCUUUGUCUUAUAGAAGUAAUUAUCAUGACUAUCUUGGACAAAAUUGCAGAUGUUUUUUAUUUCAGUGGAUGAAUUAUACCGCAGCAGGCAAAUGUUAUGUGAGCAAAUUAUCGGUCCAUAUCACUGUGGGAGCAAGUAUGAAUUCAAUCCGUGAAAGUAGUCUAGCCAUGAUAAAAAAUUGUUAGCAUGACUAAGGAAUGGGAGUCUCAUAGAAUUCAAAAGUUGGAAGGACCUUAGAGGUCAGUUACUCUGACCCCUACUUGAAGCUUGAAUCAUCUGUUGAGUUUCGCAGUGAAGUGGUCAUUCAGUCUCUACUGAAUUCCUUUAGUUACCUGGAACUUAACACCUUGCUCUUAGAACUGUCCUAAAACAGAAUGGACUGCUUCAGGGUAAUAAUUCAGGCCAAGGCUAAGUGACCUUGGAAAUUUUCAAGGAGAGCCUGUAUAAUCACUCUUUGGGAGUAUCAUAAGGAAUAUUGAGGGUUGGGGUAGAUGCUCUUUGUAGCUCCUUCUAAUUUUAAGUCUAUGUGGGCUUUUUUUUUUUUUGAAAUAAGGCUCCUAUUUGAAUUUCUCUUACCACAGGUACCCUUACUACUACAAAUUCAUGAAUUUAGCCUGUUUCUGACCAUUUAUAUAAUUAAUCAUAAUUCUUCUAGGAUAAGCCAGGUCAUAGGACCUAUAUUCAUGAAAGACGUAUCAUAUGAGCCUAAAUGUAGAAAUAUCAUAAUGACCUAAAUAUAGAGUUAUGGGCUUCAUUUCUUCCACUUAAGAUCACUUGCUGUGUAGUGAUGAUCUGCCUGAUUAGGACUUAGAUCUCCCCAAACCUAGCCUGCUUUUGACUAAACAUAAAAUAUGUUGUAGAAUUGGAUCACAGCUUAUUUCUUUUUAAUUAGUUUGUUCUUCCUUAAAGAUAUCAGAUUGGUCACACUAGUAACUCAGACUGUAAGAGAUUUCUCCUUCCUCCCUCUCCCUCUCCUUCUCUCUCUCCUCUCUCUCUUUCUCUCUCCCUCUCCCUCUCCCUCCCUCUCUCUCUCUCUCUCUCUCUCUCUCUCUCUCUCUCUCUCUCUCUCUCUCUCUCUCUCUCUCUCUCUCUCUCCUUUCCCUCUCUCCCUUUCUCCCUCCCAUUUUAGAAUCAGUACUGUGUAUUGGUUCCACGGUAGAAAAAUGGUAAGGGCUGGAAAAUCAUUUAAGUGACUUGCCCAGGAUCACAUGGCUAGGAAGUAUCUAAGACCAGAUUUGAACCUAGGCCCUCCUGUCUCUAGGUCUGACUCUCAAUCUACUGAGCUGGCUAGCUAUCCACUGAAUCUGUUCUCAUAGCCAUCAGUACUGCUUCUUUUUUCUUUCUGUGAUUUCCUAUGCAUAUGACUCUUUGCCAAAGAGACCUUCUCUACUGGAUGGACCAUUUCUACAACCUGUUUAAAAAAGAGUCAUGGGCAUCUAGGAUUUUUAAGGGGCCUUAAAGCACAUCUAGUCCACAUCCCUCAUUUCUAGUUGAGUAAAUUCAGACCAAGAGUGACUUGCUUACAGUUUAAUAGCUGCUGAGUAGUAGAACCAGGACCUGGACUUUGGUCUUCUGACUUUCUGUGGCCAUGGCACCAUUGGUGCCUUUAUUUUUUCUUUAAAUACAGGUUUCAGCAUCUUUUUUUGUGGUGAGGAAAACCCAAAUUUCUAAGAAAGUAUACAGAAAGUAGAAGAGCAUAGUGGUUUAAAAAAAGUCUUGGGAAUUAGCAUAUUUGAGUUCGUCUGGCUUUACCGUUCAUUUUCUGUAUAACCAUUGGUGAGUCAUUCCUAAUUUUGACCUUAAACUUCUCUUCUGUGAAAUAAGGAACCAAACUAAUUAUUUUAAAGUACCCUUCUAGCUUAAAAUGACUAUGAUUUUAAGUUCUCUUUUCUAAAUUAAUUUAGACUCCUAAAUUAGAACUCAGUAAUAUUUCUUCUUUACCAGGUAACAGUCUUUUUUCUCUUUAUGAUUUAGCAACUUGAAGCAAAUGCUUAUAUGCCUUAGGGAACUAGUCAUUUUACAGAGCUGCAGAUGUAGCUUUAGAGAGCUGAGCUGUGUAAUCUUUGCUUAGAUCCAAGAAUUUUUUUUAUAAAAUGUAAUUUCUGUUUCUUGUUUCUGUUUUUAUUUUGGCUCCCUUCCCUCAACCCCUCCCUUGUUUAACUGUGUGGGCCUUUUUAUUUCAAGUGUUUCUUAUAAACAACGUAUUGUAUUUAUAACCCUAUUUUUCUCUCUCUCUCAAACUAUAGGCAGGAAGUUCUGGUUAGUUAUUUAUUAUAUUAUAUAACAUAUAAUAUAACAUAUAUAAAAUAUAAUAAAUAAUUGACUCAUCUGAGAGGAUGGGCUUCCGGUUAAUUAAGGUUCUAUUUUAUAAAGCUUUCAAUGUCAAUAAAAUUGGCCUGUUUCCUUCCCAGAUUUAUGGACCUUCUAGUCCCUGCUUUGAACAGAAACUUAGCAUGAAUCCUUUAGAGACAAGAGCAUUUUAUGAGUGCUCUUAAUGAAUUAUUUUCAUGAUAUUGAUAAACUUCUUGGCCUUAGUGUGAAAAUUGGUAUAAGAACAUAGCAAGUUCUAAAGGGUGCUGUGUGAUGGAACAGUUGAAUUCCAAAGAUCUCUUCCCAUUUGAUGACAUUGACUACCCAAUGACCUCAGUAUGUCACAUAAUUGAACAUAUUUAAAAUAAUCUGUGUUGCCAAAAUUAAGUUUUGUGCUAAAGAAUUUUCUUCCCCAUUGAUAUUGGUGAUCAUCAUCAUGAGAUAACUGAGGCUAAAUCUAAUUGUGAACAUAAAGGCAUUAAAUGUGUUUAGAAUAUCCUGAAUAAAAUCUGCCUUUAAAUAAUAUUGGUGUUUAAUCAAUGCCAGGGGCUUCUUUGAUUUCUAAAAAAUUUUUUUAAAUAAAUUUUAUUUUAUUUUUGUUGA